AAUAUUAUUGUGAAUGUCUGUCUUAGAUUCUCAGGGUAGGCAGUGUCUUUUUGUCUUUAUGGACUCGCCAGUGACCAGCGUUGCCAGAAUGUUACUUUUGUAACAUUUUACGUUACUUUUGGCCCUCCAAUGUUACUUCCAUGUUACACCACACUCAAUGUUACUUUUAUGUUACUUUUGAGAAUUUAUACAUUCACAAAUCUACUUAUACAUUCACUCGUGUGUAUUUAUUUCUCAAUCUUUCAUCCCGCGAUCCCGCUUACGUGUGCGAGCGUCGGAUGUUUGUUUGUGGAUGUGAGAGAGACGACCGGACGGCCGCUCUGCGCUCUCGACGCUCGCUCGCUCGGUCGGUUCGGCGCUUGAUUUUCUUCAAAUUUCGAAGUUUGUUUAUUUAUUAAGUAUUGUGUUGUUUUGUUUGUGACUUUUAUUAUAAGUAGUGAUUCGGUAAAUAGGUAAUUAUUAUGUUUAUUAUUGUUGUUUUAAUCAUAUAUAUUAUUUCAGUAGUGAAGAUCCCUUUUCCCGCGCAAAUAUUGCAUCAAUCUUAUUGUCAGAUUUAAUGUAAGUAAGAUUUAUUUAUUUUUUCUUCGCCGCUCCGCGUCACUCACUCACUGCUAUUGCCAUGCCAUUUAUGGGGUUGCCAGAUACCAAAAAAAAACACAAUUUGUACUAAAUUGUAGAAAUAUGAAUGUAAAACUUUUCUAAAUUUUAUUAUAGCAAUAUGUCGUUAACUCGUAAUUGUUAUUAAAAACAUAGUCGUUAUAACUUAAAAUAGGAUUAGUUUUAAUGGAACAUGAAACUUUUAAUUACGCUUAGGAGAUAUAAGUACUUACAAUUUUUCAGGGAUGCGUGUUUUUUUUUUACUUGUUUUUAAUGCACUAACUUUGUCUAUCUCUCUUUUUUACGUAUGGUGUGAUGAUAAAUGGAAUGAUGCAUGUUGUGCUGUUGCUUUUACUGUGUUAACAAAAUGAACAUGUAUCUAAAGAAGAUGAAGAGGUUUUUAAUUGCUAAACCCUCCACAUCAAAAACAAGAGAAAACACAGAAAAUGUAGAAGAGGUGACUCCUGAUGAGGCUUCUCCUGAUGAGGCACCGCCGCGAAAAAAAAACAAGCAAAUUUAUAAUUUUAACGAAAAAUGGCUUGAAGACACGGCUUUCAAAAAUUGGAUCUCGAAACGGGAGCAACAAGCUGGCUCAGUUUCUGCAUUUUGUAAAAUUUGUAAUUGUCACAUACUCAACCAUAGGCCUGCUCUCGUAAAACAUUUGAAUACCAUUAAACAUAAACAACAUGCUACCGCUAUCAGCAAAACAACAUCCAUACAAGAAGUGCUUAGACCAAAAAAGGAAGAAGAGCUCCAGAAAAGAGCUGAACUCAAACUAUGUGCUUUUCUCGCUGAGCAUAAUUUACCUUUAAUGUUGUCCGAUCAUUUAAUUCCGUUCCUAGCUACAACAUUUCCUGAUUCACCUAUAAUAAAAUCUGUUAAGUUAGGAAGAACGAAAGCAGGAAAUAUCGUCAAAACAGUACUUGCCCCAAUACUGACAGACGAACUUGUAUCAAAACUCAAAAGAACAACAUUCAGUAUAAUAAUGGACGAAACCACAGACAUAAGUGUCAAAAAACAAUGCGCACUUGCGGUUAUAUUUUUUGAUGGGGAUGAAUUAGUCGUUCACACUCAGUUUCUAGACAUGUAUGAAGUUACCUCGGGAAAAGGGAAAGAUCUAACGGAUGCUCUAUUAAAUUGGCUUGAUAAUAAAAAAAUCCCAAUAAAAAACUUCGUAGGCUUUGCGUCUGAUACCACAAACAGUAUGGUCGGAGAACACAAUUCAGUGUUUAGUCAUUUGAAGGAACGCGUACCACACAUUGCAUGUGUGAAGUGCAGCUGCCACAUGAUACAUCUUGUGGCUUCCAAGGCAUGUCUUAAGCUGCCAAGAUUCGUUGAAGACUUUCUUAGAAAUGUCGGUGCGCACUUUAACCGCAGCACACUCCGACACGAAAAACUAAAAGAGUUGCAGUUAUUUUUCAAUGUGGAAGUCCAUAAAAUAUUGAGCCCAUCGGUCACAAGAUGGUUAUCAUUAGAGGCUUGUGUAAACAGGGUACUCGAACAGUACGAUGUUCUGUCCGCAUAUUUUAGACUUGAAUUGUUAGAAGACCCUAGCAAAAUCACGGAAGAUAUAAUUGGGGUACUCGACAAUAAAUUAACAAAAAUUUACUUAGAGUUCAUGUCGUUUACAUUGGAACAAUUUGUAGGAGGUUUUGGAAAAAAGCACUGAUAUUAGUACUUAAGUUACUGUAUUGAAAAAUAAUAAUUGUACAAGAAGUUAAUUACAAAACAUCUUAGUGGUUAGUCAUUACACACGAGAAGCAGAAGUGGCGCCGUGAAGCGGCAAGAAUUGGAACUACUCCGAUUGCGUUCCAAUUCUACCUAUAAUUCUUACACAAUUU
Molecule: messenger RNA, 2438 nt
Organism: Trichoplusia ni (cabbage looper)
Lineage: Eukaryota; Metazoa; Arthropoda; Insecta; Lepidoptera; Noctuidae
Exons: 2
Coding region: 932-2266 (444 amino acids)
Source: RefSeq, a predicted model, not a curated record